AUGGCUUCCAGCUCAAUAACCGUCAAUCCGACUUCAUUAACAGUUGCAUCUCUGUUGCCAAAACUUCACGAUGCGGAUCCAGAUUAUAGAUUCAUGUCAUUGAAUGAUCUUUUCCAGGUGUUGGAGAGUGGAAAACCGGAUUUCCUCCACCACGAUUACAAUACAGCUGCAAAGACUGUGGAUGGUGUUAUUAGAACGUUGGAUGAUCAAAAUGGAGAGGUACAAAAUUUGGCCAUCAAAUGCCUUGCUCCCCUUGUUGCAAAGUUACCCAGCAAUAUAAUUGCUCCUUUAAUCGAGAGACUUUCGACAUUAACAACUGAAAAUUCGGUUGACAACUCAAUACCUGCUAUGGCUCUGCGAACGGUUGUCAUCACUUUACCAAGACCGAUCAGUGGUGUUACCCCUUCAAAAGAUGUGCUCGAAGCAUAUUCUGCUAUUAGCAGAGUUUUGAUCCCAAGAUUAGUCGGACGUGUCGUUGCUCAAAAACCAAACAAAGGCCAAAACCUUCCAAACCCCCCACCAGGAAUGCUUGAUCCUUCCACAAAUACCGAAAUUGACUCCGAUGCUGUUGAUGUUUUGAUAGAAGUCGCAAGAUGCUUCGGCCCUCUUUUGCAACACACAGAAGUCGAAGCACUACAAAGUUUAGUUGUCGGUAUCUUAGAGACUGAGAAAGCUAGUUCUGUCGUCAAGAAGCGGCUGUUGUUGCAGUGUCUCUACUUGCUAUUGCCUCGCAAUCCGCAUUUGACACCUGUACAGAGACGUUUAUACAUUACUAUUCUCGGAUCGAUGGCUAGAUCCAUACCCUCGAGAUUUGGUCCUUACUUGAAAACUCUUGCGCCAUUUGUGCUUUCUGCGCUGAGCGAGCAAGAACUUCAAGAUCAGAUUGAAAACUCCGCGGAAGAUGGCGAAAGUAACCCGGAGUUGGACGAUGUAAGGGAAUCUGCACUUGUGGCACUGGAUGGCUUUCUAGCCUCUUGUGGUGCAGAAAUGCGAAUUCAUACAGAAGAAACAAUCGCAGCAGCUCUCAGAUUUUUGAAAACUCAAUCUGAUGAAGAUGAUAUGGCCGAUUUCGAUGAUGACGAUGAUUUCGAGGCAGACGCUGGAUUGACGACGAUGAUGACGACGCAAGUUGGAAGGGGUAGUGGUGAUCUACUUGAGGAUGGAACUCUAUACGCCCAAGUGGCGCCAACUCUUAUACAGAGGUUCAAUGAACGAGAAGAGAAUGUUCGCCUUGAAGUUAUUGCUACCAUGGCAUGUCUAAUUGGGAAAACUGGGGAGGGUGUUCUAGUCAACUUUUCGCCAGAUGAAUCUGCUGGUCUGACAUCACCAACUAUUGAGCCGCUACCUGUUUCGGGUCCCCGAACAGACUUGGCAAGAUUGACCCCUGUGAUUGUAAAGAGUAUUGUGAGAUUAUUGAAGACAAGCUCCAUUCCAACGAAGCAAGCUCUCAUCAACCUUUUGGAUGGUAUGGUUUCAGUUCAGGUGGGAGGGCUCUCAGAACACUUCGGCCAGCUUGUGGAUCCUAUCAUAGAUUCUAUCAAAACAUCGGGAGGUUCAUCGUCUACUGCAACUACUAGUGGCGGUGCUGCCUCGGCCACUGCAAAUACCCUGCGAAUUGCUGCUCUCAAGUUAUUGGGUGAUGUUGCGCAAACUCAUUCUUCGAGCUUUUACAAGAUUUCUGGUGAGGCUGUCGGUACAGCCGAACAACUCGUAAAGGCUUUGACACCUCCGAGAUCGAAGCCGGCGAAGUCAACUCAGCAAGAAGAUAUUUUGAAAUUAUAUCAAGUGAUAGUCGAUCGUGUAUCCGCUACCGAUGCAGAUGUUGAAGUUCGUCAACGUGCUAUACAUGCUCUAGGUAUCAUGCUUGCUCGCACAGCAAGUCCCGAGGGCUUAUCGCUUCUCUCAGAAACUAACCGAAGUUCUGCUCUCACUCUGCUUAGUGAUAGACUAAAGAACGAAACCACUCGCCUCGCUGCUGUAAGAGCUAUCGAUACUAUUGCGGUCGGUUCAAUUGAGGUUGGUCCAACCACUAAAGGCCAACUGCAGCCACCAUGGAUUCGAGAUGUCUCUCUAGAGCUUGCUGCACAACUCCGAAAGGCCAACAGAUCGCUUCGCGGUGCAAGUCUUGGAGCUCUGAAGAAUCUCAUUGUUUCUCCGGCAGCUAGAAGCUCUCUCGACGCUCCGACUGUUCAAGGCCUUAUCGACGCACUUCUUCCGCUCUUAACCACAGUUGAUCUUCAUCUUCUAGGUCCGGCACUACUAGUACUGGCUACUUUGGUGAUGGAUGAAGCAAAGCUUGUUGUUACAGACCAGCUAAAUCUUGCUCUUUGCGGGUUAUUAACCUCGUCAUUAAGUGGCGCUGUACUUGACGCUGUCCUUCUCUUGGUCGCCAAUAUCGGCAAGCAAGGAGUUGGUCAACCUUUGAUGAAAAGCUAUCGGAACGCUUUUGGUAUUCGGAGGAUCCUCAGUCGGAGUACACUUGACAACUUCUUGACCGAAUUACAAAACCCCUCCUCGGAUGAAGCUAGACAAUGCUUAGCCUUGGCUGUUCUCGGGGAAGCUGGAUUACAAUUGGGGGCAAAAUCGCCAUUGAAUCCAUCCACCUUCACAGCUCAUUUUAAAUCCUCUUAUGACAAAGUUCCUCUUGCUGCAGCAAUCGCAUUAGGACGCGCGGGAGCUGGAGACACACCUUUGUAUCUCUCAGAGAUAUUGAAUAUGAUUAAAGGUGGAGAUGAAUUUUACUUCUACAUUCUAUCAAGGAAAUACUUCAGCAAGCUGGCAACAACCCCACUGCCAUCACCCAGCACACCACUACUCUCUGGGAAAGAUUGCUUGCCGCUUCGCAAGCUGAGGACAACAAAGCUGUUGGCGCAGAGUGCAUUGGUCGGCUAUCUCUCCGACCCAAAUGCUUCAAUUAGAGCUAUGGUUAUUCAAGCUAUCCGUUAUACCUUAUCUGAUUUUGGAGAACCGUCGAUUGGCACUGACUACAUUGAAUGCUGCUGCGCACAACAAGCAGAUCUCAUCAACCCUAAUCUCAACCAGUUACUUCCAUUUGUUAUGAGUGAAUCGGUAAUAAAGGAAGAGUUGAUUCAUGAGGUAAUGAUGGGUCCUUUCAAGCAUAAGGUCGAUGAUGGUCUAGAGGUCCGAAAGAGUGCAUAUGAAACUUUGUAUGCUCUUAUGGAGACCGCGUUCUCACGUAUAAACAUACUUGAUUUUUACGAUCGUAUUAUCGCCGGUUUGAAAGAUGAGCACGACAUCCGAUCUCUCUGCAAUCUGAUGUUGAAUAAGUUGGUCAUCCUGGAUCCUGAUGAGACGGCUCGACGCCUCGACGCGAUUGCAGAUUGCUUCCGCGUUACUCUGUCGGUCAAAUUGAAGGAAUCAGCUGUCAAGCAAGAAAUCGAGAAGCAAGAUGAUGCAACCAAGAGUACUCUUCGCUCAACGCUGAAUCUGCAUGCUCGAAUUCCAUCAGCGAGCACAGGCAUGGGUGCGCAAAGCAGCCAACAUCAGACAUGGAGAACCUAUUUUGAAUGGGUAGAGAAGGAUUUCGAAGCGCAGUUGAAAUCACUGAGGGAAGAGAAAAAAGAUUGA
Messenger RNA from Botrytis fragariae, 3588 nucleotides. RefSeq names its product putative cullin binding protein. The record is from RefSeq and is a predicted model, not a curated record. The coding region runs from base 1 to 3588 and encodes 1195 amino acids. The transcript is spliced from 11 exons. Gene Ontology annotation, biological process: protein ubiquitination; SCF complex assembly. Gene Ontology annotation, cellular component: nucleus. NCBI's taxonomy places the organism in Eukaryota, Fungi, Ascomycota, Leotiomycetes, Helotiales, Sclerotiniaceae.